Molecule: messenger RNA, 2199 nt
Organism: Fomitopsis serialis
Lineage: Eukaryota; Fungi; Basidiomycota; Agaricomycetes; Polyporales; Fomitopsidaceae
Product: eukaryotic polypeptide chain release factor 3
Exons: 6
Coding region: 133-1908 (591 amino acids)
Biological process (GO): translation; nuclear-transcribed mRNA catabolic process, deadenylation-dependent decay; translational termination
Cellular component (GO): translation release factor complex
Molecular function (GO): translation release factor activity; GTPase activity; GTP binding
Source: RefSeq, a predicted model, not a curated record
GCCGCUGCAUUGGACGACCUGCCUGCUGCCUCCCAUCUCCUCCUGCUACUGGUUCCAUAGAAUCCUCUCUCAUCAAGUUGUAUACUGAAGUGCCCGUCUGUCACGACAAAGUCAGGAUCUGUAGCCCUAGCCAUGAGCAAGCUCAACGCAAACGCCUACUCGUUCGUGCCCGGGCAGUCCUUCCGUCUCCCCGGUCAGCAGUCCUCUCAGUCAUCCCCAGCUCCCACUGCGCCCCUCGAGCGGGCACCGCAGACAGAGGCUCCUCCGCCUCCGCCUACCAUCUCUCUAAACAUUGGUGGCUCCAAACCUGCUCCGUUGCCCCCAUCUAAACCCGCACCGCCGCCUGCAUCUCAACCCGCACCGCCGCCCGAACCUUCCAAGCCUGCCGCGCCUGCGUCCUCCAUCCCUGCAUCUGUCAAGGCAUCUACGCCUGCUAAAUCAUCAUCGCAACCUAGCUCGAGAUCAGAGUCGCCAGCCCCUACUGCAGCCCCAUCCAAAACAUUCACACUCGAGAAGGCGAAGACAGACACCGCCGCGAUCGCCCAAGAGGUGCAGCGUGUUGCUGAUGAGAACACACUCAAGGAUCUCUUCGGCCAUGGUAAGUUGCAGACUUCAACACGGGAGAAUAUGCCUGAUGAGGAUCGAUCAGCCAAAGAGCAUCUGAACAUCGUCUUCGUCGGUCACGUCGAUGCCGGAAAGAGUACCAUGGGCGGCAACCUCCUCUACAUCACAGGGAUGGUGGACAAGCGAACGAUGGAGAAGUACGAGCGCGAAGCCAAGGAGGCUGGUCGUGACUCCUGGUACCUCUCUUGGGCCCUCGAUUCGACGCCCCAGGAGCGUGCAAAGGGGAAGACAGUCGAAGUCGGUCGUGGCUACUUCGAGACCAACACGCGUCGGUAUACCAUCCUCGAUGCUCCUGGUCACAAAACAUUCGUUCCCUCCAUGAUCUCCGGUGCUGCCCAGGCAGACGUCGCAAUCCUCGUCAUCUCCGCUCGCAAGGGUGAGUUCGAGACAGGAUUCGAGAAAGGCGGACAGACACGAGAGCACAUCAUGUUGGUCAAGACGGCUGGGGUAUCCAAAGUCGUGUGUGUCAUCAAUAAGAUGGACGAAUCGACGGUGGAAUGGUCCAAGGCUCGCUUCGACGAAAUCAAGGAAAAGCUUACACCGUUCAUCAAAGCCGCCGGUUCAACAUCAAAACAGACUGGCGACUCACUGCUGGAGCAUCUCGACACGAUGCCGAUGGUCAACCGCAAGAUCAACGCGCCGCUCAUGAUGCCCGUCUCCGAGAAGUACAAGGACAUGGGCACCAUCGCCGUUGGGAAAAUCGAGUCGGGCCACAUGCGCAAGGGCGACUCGCUCAUGCUCAUGCCGAACAAGGACAUCGUCGAGAUCUCAGCAAUCUACAACGAGAUGGAGGAGGAGGUCCCCACGGCGAUGUGCGGCGACAACGUCCGCAUCCGUUUGCGCGGCGUAGAGGACGACGAUAUCAGCCCCGGCUUCGUGCUCUCGACCCCGAGCAAGCCCGUGCACGCCGUACGGCAGUUCGAGGCGCAGCUGGCAAUCUUGGACCAUAAGAACAUCAUCUGCGCGGGAUACACGGCGGUCAUGCAUAUACACACCCUUGCAGAGGACGUCACGCUUUCGGCGCUCCUUCACUACUUCGACAAGGCUACCGGCCGCAAGUCGAGGAAGCCGCCACAGUUCGCGAAGAAGGGCCAAAAGAUCGUAGCCCUCAUUGAGACGGUGCAGCCCGUCUGCGUCGAACGCUUCGUUGACUAUCCCCAGUUGGGCCGAUUCACUCUGCGAGACGAAGGGAAGACGGUGGCUAUCGGCAAGAUUACGAAGCUCAUUGAGGGGCUGCCGGAGGAGGUUGUGGAUGGCGUGGGCAACCUGACCGUUGCGGCUUAAAGAACCUUUGCUGUUGAUUGACAUACAAUUGUACCAACAUGCUACGAUGCCACCAUUGAGCUCAGCGAGAGCUAUAUAUCAUCAUUGUCGAUAUACAUCAUAGUCCGUACAAUGACGAGAUCCCGAUGUCUGCAGUACUGGGAGACAUGAGGAAUUGAACCAGCCCUGUAGGUAGUGCAUAGAAUCCGGGACUUCGCUCGUUGAAACAAAAGGCAAAAUGUAAUGACCACCGCAGGGGUCGAACCUGCAAUCUCCUGAUUACCGAAUCGUAGUCAGACGCGAUGCCAUUUC